GGUAGUUGAUAACAGCCGAGUCGUUUGUUUUCGUUUGGUGCAGUGCAGAGAGACGCAACCUUUUGCAGUGCAGACGACGUCACGUUCGAUCCAAUCAUCCCCUGUACUCAUUAUAAAAGCAAAAACAUCUGAUGGGGGAAUACAACUUCACUUCCAGCGUUAGAUCGUUGUCACCAGUAGACUUCCAAACGAAUUCAAGCAAUAUUUAUUAUCCUACAGAAAAUACAAUGCAAGAUGACGAUCUAUUACUCGAUAAGAACGGUUCAAAGCAGCAAAAUCAACAGAAUAAUGACAGUACGGACGAAAACGUAGAUGAUUAUGGUCCUAAAGACGAAGAAGUGCAAACCACAGUAAAUCAUCAAUUGGAGAAGAAGGAAACAUCUACUUCAGAUGCACAAAAUACUACAAUUACUACAACGUCGACUAGUUUUUGGUCAGAGGAUACAUUCAUCCAAGGAGUUUCUACUCUAAAUGGAACGCUCUCGUAUCAGAAUUUUCCCGUGUCGACGACGAACAUUACGCCGGGUGGUUUUAGCACUACUAUACCCCAAUUAACUAUGAAUCAAAUGACUAUGACCCAGCAGAAUCCUCCCCCAUCUCAACACAGGAGGGCUAUAACUGGUGCACAUAAUUUUGCCCAGAUGAGGCAACAGCCGCAAUCAAAUUUGUUUAAAACCUACACGAAUUGGAGUAGUCCCCAACAGCCGACUUGGUCCGCCAACCCUCAGAGUGCCCUCUCGCCGUGGAAUGCCAUCAAUUUAGCUAAUCAGAAGAGAUCCGUGCCAAAUUUGAAUCCUCUCUCCGCUCUGAAGAAGACGACACCGUCUGUUGGGCAACAUACGAUGAUCUCGCCGUCCAAGUUUCGGAGGAGUACGUCAUUGCCGACCGGAAAGACUUUUCCUCAUGGAUUUGGAACAAACACUGCUUUCGACAUAUCUGGUGCUGAUGAUAAUAGAGAUGGUAAUCUUAUUCUACCAUUUCAGGUCAGAGAAUGAUAUCAAUGAAGAAGAUAACGGGUUGGAGCCAUCCCAACAAUGUUGUUGUAGUCCAUUCAAUUAUCAGUUAAACUAAACAAUUGCCUUAAACAAUUGGGUUAUAAAUCUGCUAUUAUUAAUGAUUAGAUACUAAGUAACUACGUUGCUAAUUCACAUAAAGUUACUAUGAUUUAUACAAGAAGUGAAGACAGCUAGAGUGACUGAUAAGAAAAAACCUACAUUACUAGUUACUUCAACAUUAUGAUGUUCUGGAAGUUCAAGGAAUAGAGAAAUUAAUAGUUCCACUUAAAGAUAGCGAGGCAGAAGUAAUAAUGUAAUGAUAUUUUUGAUAUUCUGUAUGAAACACAUUUCUAUUGGACAUGGUGGCAGAGAUCAGAUGAUAAAAGAACUGAAUUUGCAUUUUUCAUGAACUAUAGAGGGUAAUGCAUUUUUACAAAAUGGCUACUUUAUCUGGGUUGCUUGAAAUUAGUAAUGUAAAAUUAAUCAUAUAUUAAUGUUCAAUAUAAUGAUAUAUGCUGCUUGUAACUGUUUAUCAAGAAAUUUUAUAGAAGGAAAACAAUUAUUGCUAGAGGGACACGUUAUUAUGUGGUAUCGAAACAAAUGAGCAAGAUCAUUCUAUACAUAUUUGUGCCCUUUGUGUUCAAAAACAUCAGCUUUGACAUUGUCCUAUCAGGGCCAGAUUUACAAGUAAAAAGCUAUGCAAGUUGUUGCUUAGGACUUUCAAAGGGACUCAAACAUUUGUACAAAAAAGAAAAUUGAUGUCAA
Centruroides sculpturatus (bark scorpion) is the source of this 1760-nucleotide messenger RNA. RefSeq names its product cytoplasmic polyadenylation element-binding protein 3-like. The transcript has 2 exons. Lineage: Eukaryota; Metazoa; Arthropoda; Arachnida; Scorpiones; Buthidae. Bases 132 to 995 code for a protein of 287 amino acids. The record is from RefSeq and is a predicted model, not a curated record.